Messenger RNA from Arabidopsis thaliana (thale cress), 540 nucleotides. RefSeq lists its product as uncharacterized. The record is from RefSeq and is marked reviewed. Bases 1 to 288 code for a protein of 95 amino acids. The transcript has a single exon. Lineage: Eukaryota; Viridiplantae; Streptophyta; Magnoliopsida; Brassicales; Brassicaceae.
AUGCUCAUAGCAAAGAUGAGUGUCACACCCGGUGGGCCAAUCAUGAUCGACGACAAGGCAGUGACGGGAAAGCCAGUUUCGCAGGAUCCAAUAGUGAAGAAGAAGGAUCCAGUGAAGACGGGAAAGCCAGUUUCGCAGAUUUAUGUAGAUAUGAUGGACUUAGUUGAUUAUGAUCAAAUACUUUAUUACUUAUUUGUGACACCACUGAUGCUAUUAAUAAACCCCUCGAUCUACAUAUUACUUAUUAGUAAAGAUACCACCUACAUUUCUUCCUCCAUUGAAGCCUGAUCCGUGGGCGAGUACAAACUCGGUGUAUCUGUAUCCAUGCAGACGAAACCUUGGCCGAUACCGAAUAUGAGCACCGACAAUGGUGGACCCAUAAUGGUCGACGGAACGGCGGUGACGGGGCCGUUAAAUCCACCGGCACCGGUGGUGAAAGAUGCGGAGAAUAAGUAGAAGACAUGAUUACGAAAUCAUGAAGCUAAUAAAGUUAUAGAAGUAAUAAUAUUAAGAUGCAUAUAUAGUUUAUACUUAUUAUAG